Molecule: messenger RNA, 4279 nt
Organism: Oncorhynchus nerka (sockeye salmon)
Lineage: Eukaryota; Metazoa; Chordata; Actinopteri; Salmoniformes; Salmonidae
Product: PDZ and LIM domain protein 4-like
Exons: 7
Coding region: 201-1331 (376 amino acids)
Biological process (GO): muscle structure development; heart development; actin cytoskeleton organization
Cellular component (GO): adherens junction; stress fiber; Z disc
Molecular function (GO): muscle alpha-actinin binding; actin binding
Source: RefSeq, a predicted model, not a curated record
CAGUCAACUCUGUACGAGGCGGGCAGUCAAGCGUCUUCAUAGCGCAAAUCCCCAUCACACGUCAGAGACGACAUCAUUAUUUAAGUUUGAAUCAAGUAGGGAAGAAAGUUUUGCGACAGACAGUGUUGCCAAGCAGCUCCUAGGUAGUGGACCUAGUUAUUUCGCCCAGUUCUUACGGAUAUUAUUUUUAUAGAUCAGCAAUGCCCUACACCGUGACAUUGAAUGGACCCUCACCUUGGGGUUUUCGACUGGUCGGUGGAAGGGACUUCAGUACACCGUUAACUAUUUCGAGGGUGACACCGGGCAGUAAGGCAGCACAGGGGGACCUGUGUCCUGGAGACACCAUCCUGGUUAUCAAUGGGGACAACACAGAGACCAUGACACACAUGGAGGCCCAGAACAGGAUCAAGGCCUGCAUUGGGGAGCUCACACUGGCCAUCUGCAGGUCAGGAGACAAAGUCUGGUCUCCAAAUGUUAUUGAAGAUGGCAAGACAAGUCCAUACAUGGCCACAUUGGAGUCUGAGUCACCACAGAAUUUCCGACCCAUUAGCACUGGAGCAAUGACCAGUGGUUACAACAGCAGCUACAGCAGGGGGAACAACAGCAGCGGUUACAGCCGAAAACCCUCCUACACUCCCGAGCUGCCGCACCUCAACAACGGCACCUCCAAGCAGUCCAACCAUGCGCAGUACAACAACCCAGCCAGCUUGUACGCACACAACAACGGCAGCAACGGAGACAGAGACAGGGUCUUGCCAAAACAAAUGAGCGGCCUGAAUCUAGGGUCUCCUCACAGCCCUGAGCCUCCGAUGCGUUCUCCUAUGGGACGUAAUGGAAACGGUCAUAGUUUUGAAGUCACCACAGAGUCAGAUGUGUACAAGAUGCUGCAAGACACAGAGGAGCCAGUCUCCGCACCCAAACAAUCCGGCUCCUUCAAAUACCUACAAGGCAUAUUGGAGGCAGAGGAUGGAGGUGUGUCCCCUACUGACAUGUCUGGAGUGAGAGGCCUUAGGUCCCCGGACCGAUCCCCAAUCCCUAAACUGGGCAGCCCCAUCCCCGGCCACAUGGGCCCCAUGCCCGGCCUACAGAAACUCCCCCAGUGCACGCGCUGUGGCAACGGCAUAGUGGGAACCAUCGUGAAGGCCAGAGACAAACUGUACCACACAGAGUGCUUCAUGUGUGAUGACUGCGGCAUGAACCUCAAGCAGAGGGGCUACUUCUUCAUCGAGGAGAACUUGUACUGUGAGACCCACGCCAUGGCCCGCGUACAGCCUCCUGAGGGAUAUGACGUGGUCGCCGUCUACCCCAACUCCAAGGUUGAACUGGUCUGAAGUUGUCUGACUCUCACACAGCCCCCCCUCAGACAUGUGCCUGCAGUCUUAUCCACAGCUCCCAGCCCGUAUAGAUGUGUUCCAUUUCCAAUGCACUACAUGUCCAAGCUGUUGCCAGGAAGUAUCAGUUUAGAGUUGGAUACUAGAGAGUGGGAAAAGGUUUUAAGAGGUUUUAAGUCUCUCUUUAAUUCUUUCACACUUACAGCAUACUCUUCCUAUUUUGGACGGAUUAACAUUUUUACACCUGCUGAGUAAAAAAACAAACAAUGUUUUAAUCAACCAAUUAACUAAAAUUGAGGGCUUUUCUUUGUGUCAACAGCACUUUUAGAUUAUGUUGAAACAUAAGCAAUAUUCAACCGAAUGACCUCUCACAUCUUGGGAUGGUUUUCUAUUUUUUUUUUUAACUCUGCCAACUACAAUACAGUUAGCGGAAUGGAAUAGGGUCAAGCACCUGACUGAGAAUGGAAUUCAUCUUUCACUGCUUCUCAUACUGUUACUGCUACAAUUAAAUAAGUGCAAUCCAGUGCCACGCGAGAAAGCCUUUUGUCUCUCCACUGUAGCAGCUUUUAAAAAGCUGUGGGGAGCAAAUACGCAGGACAAGGCCAUGGAAAAUAUCGAAAUCCAGCCGGUGAAUCUAGAAACAUAUGGGAAUAAUAUACAUUUGUUUAGUGUGGUUUUUUUGGGGCACAUUUGGUUGAAAUAGACAGUUGUUGUUGGCUAAGGGAACGUAUUUGAAAGAGUUUGUCGCUUUUUUUUCUUGUUUGAUUUUAACAUAUAUCUAGUCACAGCCAGGUCCACUGAAUGAAUCACACUUCCACAUUUCGAGGGAGGGGGAGGGAGGGAGGGAGGGAGUUUACAGUACCAGUAAAAUGUUUGGACACACCUAAUAAUUCCAGGGUUUUCUUUAUUUUUACUAUUUUCUACAUUGUAGAAUAAUAGUGAAGACAUCAACACUAUGAAAUAACACAUUAUUUUGAUCUAAAAUAUCCCAAUGCCCCAGAGCAGUGAUUGGAGACAUUGUUCUAUGUACUGUAGGGUGCCUUCUUUCGGAUGGGAUGUUAAACAGGUGUCCUGACUUUCUGUGGUCACUAAAGAUCCCAUGGCACUUAUCGUAAGAUUAAGGGUGUUAACUCUGGUGUCCUGGGUAAAUUCCCAAUCUGGCCUUCAUACCAUCAUGGCCACCUAAUCAUCCCCAGCUUACAAUUGGCUCAUUCAUCUCCUCUCCCCUGUGACUAUUCCCCCAGGUCGUUGCUGUAAAUGAGAAUGUGUUCUCAGUCAACUUUCCUGGUAAAAUAAGGAUUAAAUAAAUGUAGUAACCAAAAAAGUGGUAAACAAAUCCAAAUAUAUUUUAUAUCAUAGAUUCUUCAAAGUAGCCACCCUUUGCCUUGAUGACAGCUUUGCACACUCUUGGCAUUCUCUCAACCAGCUUCAUGAGGCAGUCACCUGGAAUGCAUUUCAAUUAACAGGUGUGCCUUGUUAAAAGUUAAUUUGUGGAAUUCCUUUCCUUUUUAAUGUGUUUGAGCCAAUCAGUUAUGUAGUGACAAGGUAGGGGUGGUAUACAGAAGAUAGCCCUAUUUGGUAAAAGACCAAGUCCAUAUUGUGGCAAGAACAGCUCCAAUAAGCAAAGAUAAAUAAUAGUCCAUCAUUAAUUUAAGAGAUGAAGGUUAAUUUCAAGAACUUUUAAAGUUUCUUCAAGUGCAAAGAAACCUGCAAAGAAACCCUUACUAAAGGACACCAAUGAGAAGAAGAGACUUGCUUGGCCCAAGAAACACAAGCAAUGGGCAUUAGACUGGUGGAAAUCUGUCCUUUGUUCUGAUGAAAGAUUUCAAAUAAAAGAUUUCCAUGACUUUGUGACACGCAGUGUAGGUGAACGGAUGAUCUCUGCAUGUGUGGUUCUCACCGUGAAGCACGCAGGAGGAGGUGUGAUGGUGUGGGGGUGCUUUGCUGGUAACACUGUCUGUGAUCUAUUUGUAAUUCAAGGCACACUUAACCAGCGUGGCUACCACAGCAUUUUGCAGCGAUACGCCAUCCCAUCUGGUUUGCACUUAGUGGGACUAUCAUUUGUUUUUCAACAGGACAAUGACCCAAAACACACCUCCAGGCUGUGUAAGGGCUAUUUGACCAAGGAGAGUGAUGGAGUGCUGCAUCAGAUGACAUGGCCUCUACAAACACCCGACUUCAACCCAAUUGAGAUGGUUUGGGAUGAGUUGGACCGCAGAGUGAAUGAAGGAAAAGCAAUCAACAAGUGCUCAGCAUAUGUGGGAGCUCCUUCAAGACUGUUGGAAAAGCAUUCCAGGUAAAGCUGGUUGAGAGAAUGCCAAAAGUGUGCAAUACUGUCAUCAAGACAAAGUUAUUCUACAAUGUUAAAAAAAUAUAUGAAAAAAAGAAAAAACAAAGAAAAACCCUUGAAUAAGGUGUGUCCAAACUUUUGACUGGUACUGUAGGUGCUUUUGGAAGUGACAAACAUAUCUGUGUUAGGAGCAAAUAGUCUCUAUCCCUGAAAGUGUUGGAUGAAUUAUGAUCACUUACAUGUGUCAUGCAGCCUUAGGGACAGCAAACAGUGAACUGAAAUAGUUGCAUGAAAAGUGCUUUUUUAAAUUUGAAUGAAAAACUCAAUCUCAAAGUGCUUGUUAUUUCGAUAUCCACCGUGACCCUAAUGUUUAGCUACUGCAAUGCCAACUAGGACAGUAGUUCUUUGUAAAUUAUGUGAAAUGAUGUUGUCAUGAUGUUGGUGUUUUAGUUCUAAUUGUACAUAUUUGUUUCGUCUUGGCUGUUUAACAAACAUGUCUUGUCACUCUGCCUUCACACGUCUGUGUCAUUUAACUGCUUACCGUGUUUAGUCACAGAAUCCUCUCAUUUUUAACUUAUUGUUUUGUUGACACAUUUUGUUCUGGUUUCUUCUAUUUCUUUUUUAGGAUAUAAUAAAGUGAAAAAAGUUAUUAAAAUCA